CGCAGCGGCCCGGCCCCGCGGCCCCGUGAUGGGCUCCUGCGUGUCGCGAGAUCUCUUCACAAGUGCCCACAAGGACUGCCCCAUGCCCCAGGGCACGGAAACCCUUGACCCACACCUGUGCGAGGGCCGCCCGCCCGCCACUGCUCCAGACCAUGUUGCUGGCAAGGACAAACAGAUGGAUUUCUGUUGGGAUCCUUGGCAGAGGUGCUUCCAGACCACCAAUGGCCACCUGUGCCACUCCAGAUCCUGCGCCAGCAACUACAACGUGGCUGCCCUGGCCACCUCGUCUCUCGUGGGGGUGGUGCAGAGCAUCAAGGACCACAUGACCAAGCCCACGGCCAUGGCACGGGGCCGUGUGGCCCACCUCAUCGAGUGGAAGGGCUGGAGCGCCCAGCGAUCGGGCUGGGAGCUGUCCCCGGCCGAGGACGAGCGCUACCACUGCCUCCCAGAUGAGCUGCGGGAGGCCCGCUUUGCAGCAGGGGUCGCCGAGCAGUUUGCCAUCACAGAGGCCACGCUGAGCGCCUGGUCCUCGCUGGACGGUGAGGAGCUGCACCUCGGGACCAGCCCCCAGGACACAGAUCAGCUCCAGGGCCUGCAGGACAGCUUCCUGAGCGGCCCCUCACGGGAUGACAGCCUCCUGGCCUUCUCCUCGCCCGACUCCCCCGAUGAGUGGCCCUCCCCCUCCCCCCUCCCUCCUGCCAGCCCCCAGCACCCCAGCCCUGAGCAGCAGCAUCGGCAGCGGCUGCCCGGGGACCUGGGGCCCAUGGCGGGGGGCUGCCUGCAGGGGUCGCUCCCCUCGGUGGACAGCGGCUCCCUCUCCGAAGAGGAAGAUGAGGUUUUCUAUAACUGAGGUGGGGGCUGCAUGGGGCCAGCACCUGCCCACACCGUGACCUUGGCCAGUCCAUAGCCCAGGCACAUCUGGACUCUGGGAACGCCGCUGGGCAUCUCUGGACCACUUGGGGCAGGCUCAGGGAGGAAGCGGCAGGGAUGAGGGCUGGCGCUCCUGUGGGUCACUCUGUGCUUUGGUGGACCCGGCCAUCAGAGGCAGCCUGAGCCCUCUUCGUCUUUCCCAGGCUCAGGUGGCACGGCCCCUUGCCCCUUGUCUUCAGGGAGCUCAAGGACACCGACAGAUGCUGGGGCCAUGGCCCCCAGAGGCGCUGCUGCCAGUAUCCCAGGCCGAUGGCCUCGUGGGGACAGAGAGACCCAAUAGGAGUGGGGCUGGGGACCCUGCCUUGACCCUGGGCUCAGUCCCCGCCCUGUGCACCUGCUCCCUGGGGAAGAUGAGGUCACCUCCCUGGUGGCACAGCCCCUACUCGUUGGCACCUUCAGAGUCUCUGUGUCUGGAGUGUCCACCUGGCUCUCCCCGCCCCAAACCUGCUCCCUUGGUGCCCCCACUGCCACCCCCGUCGUCCUCACGG
Molecule: messenger RNA, 1418 nt
Organism: Lepus europaeus (European hare)
Lineage: Eukaryota; Metazoa; Chordata; Mammalia; Lagomorpha; Leporidae
Product: protein FAM131C-like
Exons: 7
Coding region: 29-850 (273 amino acids)
Source: RefSeq, a predicted model, not a curated record